Molecule: messenger RNA, 1080 nt
Organism: Panicum hallii
Lineage: Eukaryota; Viridiplantae; Streptophyta; Magnoliopsida; Poales; Poaceae
Product: putative cyclin-dependent kinase F-2
Exons: 1
Coding region: 1-1080 (359 amino acids)
Biological process (GO): protein phosphorylation; regulation of mitotic cell cycle
Cellular component (GO): nucleus
Molecular function (GO): cyclin-dependent protein serine/threonine kinase activity; ATP binding
Source: RefSeq, a predicted model, not a curated record
AUGGAGCGCCCCGCCGCCCGCGCCUCCGCCGCAGGAGCGAGCCGCAAGAGGAGGCGCGUCUCCGUGGGCAGCACCGAGCACUACGAGGAGCUGUCCCGCCUCGGCGAGGGCAGCUUCGGCGCGGUCGUCAAGGCGCGCCACCGCGUCACGGGCCAGGCCGUCGCCAUCAAGCGCCUCACCCUGGCCGACGCCGACGGCGGCCUCGCGGAGGACCCGAUGCGCGAGGCGAGCUUCCACGAGGCAUGCGGCGACAGCCCGUACAUCGUCGGCUUCCACGGCGUCGUCCGCGACCCGGCCACGUCGCGCCUCUGCCUCGUCAUGGAGUGCGCCGGCGGACCGAGCCUCCACGACUACCUCCACCAGCGCCGCCGCGACCCGAAGCUCCCGGAGGGCACGGUGCGCACCGUCAUGUGGCAGCUGCUGACGGCCGCCAAGAAGAUGCACGGCAGCCGCAUCAUCCACCGCGAUAUUAAGCCCCAGAAUAUCCUCGUCGCCGGCGAUCACAGCGCCGUCAAGAUCUGCGACUUCGGGCUCGCCAUGUCCAUGUCCGACGCGCCGCCGUACGAGCAGGCGGGCACGCUCUUCUACAAGGCGCCCGAGAUGCUGCUGGACAUGCCCGUCUACGGCGCGGCGGUCGACGCCUGGUCCCUGGGAUGCGUCAUGGCGGAGAUCAUCAGCGGGAGGCCGCUGUUCCAGGGCUGCUACGAGGACGGGCAGCUCUGCGCCAUCUUCGACGUGCUCGGUGUGCCAGACGACAAGACAUGGCCGGUGUUCUCCUCCACGGCUUUCGCCACCACCUUGCUGCCGGAACUGGACGUGCAUCAGAACAACUAUCUGCGCGAGCUGUUCCCUGAGGCGACGCUGUCCAAGGAAGGAUUCGAGGUCCUCAACGGCCUCCUCACGUGCAACCCCGACGAGCGGCUCACGGCGGACGCCGCGCUCGAGCACAUGUGGUUUGCCAAGGUGGACCCACUGGAGCUUCCAAGGAAAGAUGAGGUGGCAUCGGCAUUGCUCGGGAAGAAGAAGCUGCUGAUGGUUCCUGCGGCUUGUGCGAAGAGACGAAAGCUGCAGUGUGUGUAA